CUCAUACCUCAAAAGGAAAAUGGCUGUGGAGAUGAACAGUUUUCUUCCAUUGAUUUUGUUUUGCCUAGCAGCAAUCAUCUCCUCCACCGUUUUCUUCCAACGCAAGAAACGUUGUUAUACAUCAAAGAGUAAACUCCCGCCGGGGAAACUUGGGCUGCCAUUGAUAGGUGAAACAAUGGAGUUCUACAAAGCUCAACGCAGCAAUCGAUUGUUCGAGGAUUUCGUCGAACCGCGCAUAGCAAAGUACGGAAAAAUCUUCAAAACAAGCCUCAUGGGAUCACCGACCGUCAUCGUCAACGGAGCCGAAGCGAAUGGGUUCAUAUUGUCGAACGAGUUCAAGUUAGUGAUAAGCUCAUGGCCUUCGUCAUCGGUUCAACUCAUGGGACGAAACUCAAUCAUGGAAAAGCAAGGGGACCAACAUCGAUUCCAACGAGGUUUAAUAACCUCCAGCCUCAGCUGUUCAGCGUUGGGGAGUCUAGUGCCUAAAAUAUGCAGGGCAGUUCAAUUGCACCUCAAAAGUUACUGGCAUGGAAAAGAUAGGGUUAGCCUCUAUUGUUCGACGAAGCUUUUGACAUUCACCAUAGUGUUCGAGUGCUUGUUAGGGAUCAAUGUGGAGCCACAGAUGUUGGGGACAUUUGAAAGAGUUUUGGAAGGUGCCUUCGCUCCACCCAUCAACUUCCCCGGUUCUAAAUUUUCAAGAGCCAAGAGAGCAAGGGUGGAGAUUGUGAAGAUGUUGCAGAAAGUAGUGGCUGAAAAGAGACAAGAAAUGGAAAAAACCAGCAUGGGAUGUAGUAGUAGUACGCUGCUGGCACGAUUGGUGGCUGCAAUGAUUCGUGGGGAUCUCACAGAAGAAGAGGUGAUUGACAAUGUGGUUUUGCUGGUCUUUGCAGCUCAUGAUACGACCUCGUUCGCCAUUGCCAUGACCUUCAAAAUGUUAGCUCAACAUCCACACUGCUACUCUAGAAUCCUUCAAGAGCAUGAUGGUGUGAUGAAGACGAAGAAGGAAGGUGAAGAACUGAGACUAGGAGAUGUGAAGAAAAUGGAGUAUAUCUGGGAAGCUGCUCGAGAGAGCAUGAGGCUGUUCCCUCCAAUAUUCGGCUCUUUUAGGAAAGCGGUUGCAGACAUUGAAUACCAAGGAUUCACCAUUCCCAAAGGCUGGAAGGUGUUAUGGACAGCGUACGGAACACAUUACGAUGGAGAGUAUUUCAAAGAUCCAUGGCGAUUUGAUCCCAGCAGAUUCCGGGAAUCGGUGCCGCCCUAUGUUUAUGUUCCGUUCGGAGGAGGGGCGAGAAGAUGCGCCGGCUAUCAGCUUGCCAAGUUAAACAUCCUCAUAUUCCUGCAUUAUGUACUUACUGGUUACAACUGGUCAUUGGUUCAUCCUAAUGAGUCCAUUAUCAUGGAUCCUCUCCCACUUCCAUCUAAAGGAAUGCCCAUCAACAUCUCUCCCAAAACCCCAAAAUGA
This is a messenger RNA of Hibiscus syriacus, 1462 nucleotides long. Its product is annotated as taxane 13-alpha-hydroxylase-like. Gene Ontology annotation, molecular function: oxidoreductase activity, acting on paired donors, with incorporation or reduction of molecular oxygen; iron ion binding; heme binding. The record is from RefSeq and is a predicted model, not a curated record. Gene Ontology annotation, biological process: sterol metabolic process. Lineage: Eukaryota; Viridiplantae; Streptophyta; Magnoliopsida; Malvales; Malvaceae. The transcript is spliced from 3 exons. The coding region runs from base 20 to 1462 and encodes 480 amino acids.